AUGCUGGAAAGUGUUGAGUUAUUACAAUCUGCUGGCGCUCUACUUUGGGAGUUGAAUCUACCAACUGAUUUUGAUCGUCCAUGGGAUCUGCGAGGAUCUCUCAGCGUUACAAAGGUGCUCUAUAGACAUCACGAUUACUGCGAAAAAUUCCUUGACGAUCGACGACUUCUUCAAUACUUGGACUUGCAAAAGACUGAUCUGAUUGUGUUUGAUAAUUUCAUGCAGGAGUGCUUGGGAGCCGCUAUUUCUCUUCUCGACGCCCCUGUCGUACAAUACUCUAACUGGCCCAUCGCGGAUGGCUACAUAACAACUUUUAAUAUCCCCGCGAACCCUAGCGCUGUUCCAAAAACAGGUAUUGAUAAGUUUUCCAAUCUUGACUUUGUUCUAUAA
Strongylus vulgaris is the source of this 390-nucleotide messenger RNA. The record is from the annotation of a GenBank genome assembly. NCBI's taxonomy places the organism in Eukaryota, Metazoa, Nematoda, Chromadorea, Rhabditida, Strongylidae.